Pyricularia grisea is the source of this 765-nucleotide messenger RNA. RefSeq lists its product as uncharacterized. NCBI's taxonomy places the organism in Eukaryota, Fungi, Ascomycota, Sordariomycetes, Magnaporthales, Pyriculariaceae. Bases 1 to 765 code for a protein of 254 amino acids. The record is from RefSeq and is a predicted model, not a curated record. The transcript has 2 exons. Gene Ontology annotation, molecular function: chitin binding.
AUGCGCUCAGCCGUACUCAUUUUCGCCGCCGUCGCCGUCCGAGCUCUGGAUAAUUCCACCUUGGGAAUCAGCCAGGAUGCCACAUGUGGAAGUAGCGUGAUGCUGACAUGCCAGGGCUCAGCCUUUGGCGACUGCUGUUCUAAAAAUGGCUACUGCGGCUCGGCCUAUGACUAUUGCGGAAAGGGCUGCCAGUCAGGCUUCGGCUCCUGCGGCUUCAACUCGACAGUGACAAACUCCACCUCGCCCUCGUCCCAGCAGGUCAGCCUCGACGGGACCUGUGGAAACGGCAUCACCUGCCUGGGCUCAAGUUUCGGCGACUGCUGUUCGCCCAGCGGCUGGUGCGGCAGCUCCGACGACUACUGCGGUUCCGGCUGCCAGCCCGACUCUGGCAUGUGCGGCGGCGCCAUGAUCGGCAACACCACCGCAACCACCCCGCCUCCCGCGCCCACCUCGGCACCCUUCUCAAACUCAACCAUCAUCGCCAACACCACCACCGUCCAGGAGACCUGCUCCGCCGGCGCCUGCACCGUGUCGCGUGGCUCCAUCCUCUCGGGCGACAUCUACUCGGCGUGUGGCGGCACCCUCGCGGUCAAUGGCUCGUGCCUCUGCGUCCUGCCCAAGGGGUCGGCGGCAAGCGAGGGCGCGAAUGGAACCUGUGCGACCUGCAUUCCGACCGGCAAAUUUUGCUACACCAGUAAGCAGUGUUGUGGUGACAAGAAGUGCGUUCCUGUGAUCCCCAGGGCCAGGUCGGGAACGUGCAAAUAA